AUGGUUUGGCAGGAAGCUGGAACACCGGAGACCCCAGAAUAUUCUACAUUAGAGUUACAUAAAAGCACAAGUUGGGACUUGAGCAAAAAUGAUUUUGCCUGUCAGCUGCUUCCUGUAAAUACAUCCUGUGGGAAGUUCCUCAGUCAGUCUGCCAGGCUGGAAAGGAGAGAAGACAUUCUCGGUCUGGCUUCCCUUUGUCCUUCGAUGCUUCUACAUCAAGGUCUCACCCGGCCGGUAGCAGCUGACUCCACUUUGCACACCUGCAAGACCAGCACUUCACACCAACAGCAGCCCAGCAGCACUCUCCUGGGACCCUCCUCCAAAUACCCACAUUCUCAUAAAGCCAACUACCUUUCCAGGUGGGCGCUGGAUAGAAAUGCCAAUGGCGCCAUCCCAGAUGGCUUCAUCCUCUUGGGCUUCUCAGAUAACCCCAGGCUAGAAAUGACCCUAUUUGUAGCUGUGUCUGUCUUUUACACAGUAACCCUCAUGGGCAACACCACCAUCAUACUCCUGUCUCACCUAGACCCUCACCUGCACACCCCCAAGUACUUCUUCCUCACCCACCUCUCCAUCCUGGACCUCUGCUUUGCCACCAGCUGCAUCCCCCAGAUGCUGGUCAAUUUCUGGGGCUCAGACAAGACCAUCAGCUACCUGGGAUGUGCAGUCCAGCUUUACAUCUUCCUGGGACUCGGAGCUGCAGAGUGUGUCCUGCUGCUGGUCAUGGCCUUUGAUCACUAUGUGGCAGUGUGUCGACCCCUGCACUAUGCAGUAAUCAUGUGCCCAAGCCUGUGUCACAAGCUGGCAUUCCUGGUCUGGGCAAGUGGAAUUUUUGGCACCUUGGUACAGUCUCCCACCACCAUGAAACUCCCCUUUUGCCACCACCACCAGUUUGAUGACUUUGUCUGUGAGGUCCCUGCACUGAUCCGUCUGGCCUGCGGAGACACGUAUGUCAAUGAGCACCAGAUUUCAGUGAUUGGUGCCAUCUUCUUGAUGGGGCCUCUUCUGCUCAUCCUUGUCUCCUAUGGCCACAUCGCCCAGGCGGUGCUGGCCAUCCAGUCCCAGCAGGGCAGAACCAAGGCCUUCCGCACCUGCUCUUCCCACCUGGCCGUUGUCUUUCUCUUCUACUGCAGUGUCACUGCUGUCUACAUCCAACCCUGGAGUCACUUUUCCCAGAAGGGAGGCAAGUUCCUAACUCUUUUCUACACUGUGGUGACUCCCACUCUCAACCCCCUCGUCUACACUUUGAGGAACAAGGACAUAAAGGGAGCUUUCAAGAGGCUCUUAUGGAAAGACAGAAUGGCCAGUGAAGAGUGA
Molecule: messenger RNA, 1314 nt
Organism: Lontra canadensis (Northern American river otter)
Lineage: Eukaryota; Metazoa; Chordata; Mammalia; Carnivora; Mustelidae
Product: olfactory receptor 2H2-like
Exons: 3
Coding region: 1-1314 (437 amino acids)
Biological process (GO): G protein-coupled receptor signaling pathway
Cellular component (GO): membrane
Molecular function (GO): olfactory receptor activity; G protein-coupled receptor activity
Source: RefSeq, a predicted model, not a curated record